Photinus pyralis (common eastern firefly) is the source of this 1109-nucleotide messenger RNA. RefSeq names its product lymphocyte expansion molecule-like. The transcript has 2 exons. NCBI's taxonomy places the organism in Eukaryota, Metazoa, Arthropoda, Insecta, Coleoptera, Lampyridae. The record is from RefSeq and is a predicted model, not a curated record. Bases 37 to 1092 code for a protein of 351 amino acids.
CCAAGUUUAUGUGUCACUUUGACAUCAGUCACGCAAAUGCGUCGUAAAUCAUUUCUAACGCGCGCCCCCUUCGGGGUCGCUUCCAAAAGGUUCGAGUCGAUCGGGUUCCACCCCGGUUUGGAUCCCCUGGGUACGAUGAGCAAGAAUCGGUCCAAUGUCGGUCCCGGCGAUUACGAUCUUGAGCGGCCGCCGAAGCAAACCGGUUCGGGUUGGAAGUGCAAGGUCGAAACGGAGGAGUUCUCCAAGAAUUUAGGUUUUAGAAACGCAGAGGUGCUCGAAGAAAGGAGGUUUCGUCGCACCUGUGGAGGUCCCGGUUGCUACGACAUCCCAGACAGCGUGUUCGCGAGGCAGUCCGCGUCGUGCAAGAAGAACGUAAGCUUCGGCGUCCGCGCGAGGUUUCCGAGGGAAUCGAGGGCGAUUAUUCCGCCUCCGGGUACGUACAACGUCUCGACGCCGCCGGAGCGUCGGCAGUUCAGCGCGCGUCCCUCGUUCGAGCGCGACGGCUUCGUGAACCGUUUCAAGAGUGCGGAUAAGCCGUGGACCAAACCGCCUAACCUGUACACUCCGGUGGAUAGAGGUUCCCUUCGCGCUCUGAUGGAUAAGGUCGUCUCCAAAAGGGGCCCCUACGAUCUUUUCACGGGGCCGAGGGACGACUCCACCAUAAAAAACCACUUCGCCCCUCCCACGUUUAAGGGACCGAUCAACUUCUUCAACGUCUACCCCGCUGAGCUGGACGUCUUCCUCAACCACCCCCGAAACCAAACGCGCGGUCGAUUUUUGAACGAGAAGAGGUUCGGAAUUGCGACAAUGAGGCACAUGAUCGACGAUCCCACCCAAGUGAGACGUGAUCCGGACGACCCGAGCCCGUGCACCUACGACAUCUCGAGACCGAGAGUGUGGCGGAAGAGUCUUCACCCGUUCAAUCAAUCGGUGACGUAUGCCCGCCCUCCGAUUCCCUGGAGGAUUUUUCCGGGCGUUGGCCGAUACAACCCCAAGCACGGGACGUGCCCCAAAUCCAAGAGGCAGUCGUGGGUUUUCAAGUCGAAAACCGGCCGCACCGAGUACAAGGCGGUCGAAUAUAAUUCCUUCUAAGUACCUUUUUUGUUCGA